AUCAACAUGAUGUCUUCCAUUGACACGGGUACCUCUGUGUACCAACAAGCACAACUACUGACCUGGCUUUACACGUCGCUACAUGACACGCAACAGACCAAUACCUUGGACGCGUUCCGAACGGAAUCGGAGAGUUCUCCACGCGACCGGAACAACAAACAGCGGUCCGAGGCUGCUGUCGACCUGAGCACUGCGCUCAACUCCAACUAUCUCAUCAACUUCGUGCAACUUCAGAGGAAUGAGGCCUUAAACAACAACUUGUAUAAAAGCUCCUCGCUCAACAACAUCGUAGACGGCCUGAGUUCUCUGACAGACCACUUCUCUGACCUCUCCGUCUCCUCUGAGUCACGCAAAUCCAGCAAGCGACCUCCGCCCAACUACCUGUGCCAUCUCUGCUUCAACAAAGGACACUACAUCAAAGACUGUCCUCAGACAAGGAAAUUUGUGACCCCAAACUUUUGA
Oncorhynchus gorbuscha (pink salmon) is the source of this 462-nucleotide messenger RNA. Its product is annotated as zinc finger CCHC domain-containing protein 24-like. Gene Ontology annotation, molecular function: nucleic acid binding; zinc ion binding. The transcript has 3 exons. The record is from RefSeq and is a predicted model, not a curated record. Lineage: Eukaryota; Metazoa; Chordata; Actinopteri; Salmoniformes; Salmonidae. The annotation marks the transcript as partial.